Prionailurus viverrinus (fishing cat) is the source of this 6894-nucleotide messenger RNA. It is a transcript of the gene TTC34, whose product is annotated as tetratricopeptide repeat domain 34. Bases 39 to 3275 code for a protein of 1078 amino acids. NCBI's taxonomy places the organism in Eukaryota, Metazoa, Chordata, Mammalia, Carnivora, Felidae. Gene Ontology annotation, molecular function: protein binding. The transcript is spliced from 8 exons. The record is from RefSeq and is a predicted model, not a curated record.
GUGAGGACCGGACACGGGCCCUUCGUGGGCACUGCGUGAUGUCGGCCCAAGAGCUCGUGGCCUGCCUCUGCCGGGAGGGAGACCGGCACCUGGCCCUGGGAGAGCCCCCGUUGGCCACCGCCUUCUACCUGGCUGCCUUCAGCUGCCACGCCCCCUCGGCCGUGCGGAGCGUCCGCGCUGCCCUGGCGGAGGCACGGGGGGCGCCGGUGGUGGCCACGCUCGAGGCCUGGUGCCGAGGCGACAGCCAGAUCCCGCCCAUCCACUGGGACGGUAUGGCGGUUGUGUCCCUCACGGGGACCCUGGCCUCCGCGUUCCUGGCCGCCCUCUGCCCGGACCACCCGGCCACGGUCCUGCACUCCCUGGCCGGCCUGCUGGCACACGGGCACCACGAGGAAGUGGUGCGGCGCUGUGGCAGCCUGCUGGAUGCCCACGGCCAGCAGGCCCUGGAGCUACAGCUGACCCGCGCCCUGGCCCGCGUCCUGUCCGGGCUGCAGGCGGGCGCGGGCGCGGUCGACUAUCUGCAGGCCUUUGCCUCGAACGCAGACCGGACCGUGGCCUUCGUUCGAACCCACCAGAAGCCCUACCUCCCCGUGCUGAUCGGCACCCUCCAGGACUACAUCUCAGGGCGCCGGGAGGCAGAGGACGGCACCGGCCUGCAGGAGACCGCCUGCCGGGGACUCCUGGCAGCCCUGGACCCCGGGGGCACCUGGAGCCACGCCCUGUCACCGGAAGCCCUGCUGAGCAGCGGCAGGUAUGAGGACUGCCGGGCAGCGUGCAGCCGGGCCCUGGAGUCUGACCUGGUGGGCAGCGGCCCCCAAGGUGAGCGUCUGGCCGCCCUGCUGGUCACCCGCGCGGCCGCGGCCUUAUUCCUGGACGGUGGGGCCCGGGACCUGCUUCGGGACCUGCACGAGGCCUUCCGCCAGAGCCCCUCGGGGGCGCGGAGGCAGUUCGAGGCGGUGCUCUCCGCUGGGGACCGAGAGCGCGUGCGGGCCCGGGCGCAGGAGGCGGCGGAUGUGGGCUUCGCCCACUUCCAGGAGGCCGUGCGGGGCCGCGCUGAGCUCCGCGAAAACUCGGGCCGCGAGCUGCUGGCCCCGGUGACCCGCGCGCUCCGUGUCCUGCUGCGCAUUGCGCCGCCUGGGGAGCGCCCGGCCCUGGGCGCUCGCUUGGCUGAGUGCCUCCUGCUGGCCGGGGACACGGCGGGCUCCCGGACGCUGUGCGAGCGCUGGCUGCGGCCUGCGCGCCCCGGGGACCGCGCGGACCGCGCCGGGGACCGAGCGCCCCUGUUGGCGCUGCGGGGCUUCUGCGCGCUGCACGCCGGCGACGCGCGGCGCGCCCGGGAGGACUUCCAGGAGGUGGUGGAGCACGGAACACCGCACCUGGGCAGCUGCGUGCGCGCGCUGUGCGGCCGAGGGCUGCUGCGCGUGCUGACCGGUAGCGCGUUCUUGGGCGCGCUGGACUAUGUCACCGCCAGCCGGCUGCAACCCGAGGAGGCCUUGCUCGUCGCCAAGGCCUACGUACCCUGGAACCAGCGGGGCCUGCUGCUGACCGUGCUGCGGGAGGAGGGCCGCAAGAUGCUGCAGCGGAGGCCAGACCCGGGACACAUGGGCGCACCGGGCCGCCGGAGGAGGGCCGCCGAGAUACACAGCCCCGCCGCGCAGGAAGGCGACGCCCACGGCGUGUACCAGCUGGCCAUGCUCCUCACGGAGCUGGACAGGGGAGACGAGGCUUCGGGCCUCCUGGGGGCCGAUGCCCUGUACCGCCUGGGCCGCCUGGACGACGCCCACAAGGCCCUGCUGGUGGCCCUCUCCCAGAGGCCCCGGGCGGCCCCCGUGCUGGCAAGACUGGCCUUGCUGCAGCUGAGGAGGGGAUUUUUCCAUGACGCCCACCAGCUGGUGAAGAAAGUGGUCCAGUCCGGGGACACGGCCUGCCUCCAGCCCACCCUGGACGUCUUCAGCCACGAGGACCGGCAGCUGCUGCGGGGUCACUGCCACGCUAGGGCCCUGGCCAUCCUGCGGGCGCGGCCCAGCGGGGCCGAGGGCGCGGCCCACACCAGGGAGGCCAUCGCCUACCUCUCUCUGGCCAUCUUCGCUGCAGGGAGUCAAGCAGUGGAGUCCCUGCUCAUCCGGGCCCACUGUUAUGGGCUCCUGGGCCAGAAGAAGACCGCCAUGUUUGACUUCAAUUCAGUGCUGCGGGCUGAGCCGAAGAACGUGCAGGCUCUGUGCGGUCGGGCUCUUCUGGCCCUGGCCCUGGACCGGCAGAAGGAGGCCGUGGACGACAUCCUCUUGGCUCUGAAGCUUGAUGCGAGGACAGCGGUCCCUGAGAUCCGCUCUCUGAAGCCAGAGGCCCAGGCCCUCGUCACCCGGGGCCUCUCCUCCCGCUGCCGGGCCCUCCUGAGCCAGGCGUCGGCCGCCGGGGCCCCCCUCAGCGACGAGGACGCCCAGGGCCUCAUUGCGGCCGGGGAGGCGCUGGUCGAAAUCGAUGGCGGGCAGCCGGGCUGGUACAUCCUGCUGGCGGACGUGCUCACGGCAGCGGGCAGCUACGAGGAGGCUGGCGCCUGCCUGCAGAAAGCCCCGCGGGCCACCCCCCUGUCGGCGGCAGCCCGGGCCCGGUGGGGCCUGCUCCAGCUCAAGAAGGGAGACGUGCCAGCCGCCGCGCGGGAUCUUCAGUGCCUGGCAGAGGCGGACGCCCAGGAACUCAGCUUCCUGCUGCAACUCCUAGAGGCCUCGGAGCGGCAGAGCCUCACCCAGGCUGCAGCCCGGGAAGCCCACGCCCUCCUGAACUCAGGGCAGCCGGGGCGAGCGCUGGGCUACUGCUCGCUGGCCGUCCUCGCGGGAGGCAGCGAUGCCCGUCACCUGCGCCUGAGGGCCACCUGUCUGGCUGAGCUGCAGGAGUUUGAGCGGGCACUUGAGGACCUGGACCGUGUGCUCCGGGAGGAUGGGAGGGACGGUGGCCUCCCGACGCAGGUGGAGGAUUUGUGCUCCCGGGGACGCCUGCUGCUGAGCCUGGGAGAUGAGGCCAGGGCCACGGGCGCCUUCACCCGGGCCCUCGAGCUGGCGCCCGCGCUGGCCCAGAGCAGCCUGUGGGAGCGGCCAGGCCGGGACCCCACUGCCCAAGUGUUCCUGCAUCAGGGCCAGACCUUGAUGGAGGAGCAGCGCUAUGCAGAGGCCUGGACAGCCGCGGAGAAUGGCCUCCUGGUAGACCCCGAGCACGGUGGCCUGAAGAGGCUGAAGGCGAGGGUCCGGAGAGAGGCCUCCUUGGGCUGCCGGCUCCACUGACCCCGUGCUCUCCGGGCCCGGGGCACGGGUCGCCCUGUCGCCCCCCGCCUGGGGCUCCUGAGCAGCAGGAUACCGUGGGCCUCACCCAUGUAGAUCAGACUCAGCUGGGAAGUGAGAGUCUACAGGAUCACCACGUUUCAGGUUAGCGAGAAAACGUUCGCGGUAGCGUAUGGAUAGUAUUACGUCAUCGCAAGAUGACAAAGCUGGAAGUUAAUUUUGUAAAGUUCCCUGCGGGUGACACAGCUCUCGGAUCCGAGAGGAGACCAUAUCUGAAACCAAAGGACGUUGAAAAACUAAUCCUGACAAAACGUGUGUGGAGAAGCAGCUGCCGGAGGUAGUCAGAGCAGUGCCCCGGGAAGGGGCAGGCCCCAAGGAGAUUACUAAGCAACGAAAAGAAAACAAAGUACGUGUUCCAUUCAAGGAGUCAGAAAAAGACAGCAAAACAAGGGAAGUCAGGAGCUAGGAAUCAAGGACAAAAGCAGAAGUUAAUAAAUUAGGAACAGAAGGAUAGAAGAAUCAAUAACCCUAAAACACGGUUUCUCAAAAAUAAAGCAGGUGAACCAACAGCUAACUUAGCGAGAAAGCCCAGGGUCCCUCCGCUGGGCCGCCCUGCUGCUGUCAACUCCAAAGGUCUUUAAAGUCGUUCAUGCCAAGAAAAAGAAGAAAAGCUUUCAAGUUCAUCGUUGAAGAAAGCAUAAUCUCAACCGAAAGAACGCUACAAACCAAUUGAAUUACCAGUUCCAGAAUCCUAAAUGUCAUGCUCGGCUCGGCAGCACACGAACUGAAAUUGGAACGAGACAGAUUAGCGUGGCCCCUGCACGCACUUGUCUUGCAAAAAUCCUAAAUAUCAACAAGCCCAAGUCCAGAGGCGCGUUCACACUACACCUCGAGCAACGUACACGGCAAUACGAAGACGGUUCAAGGUGGGGGACGCUACGGUCUAUCGUAGUAACCGGGCUACGGGGACACAAGUCCCGUGGCCCUUCUUGGGGGCUGCAGGGGGCAGGGUGUAUGGUCACACUGGACAGAUCCUACGCCUUUGGAUUCCUUCUGUUGUACUCGGGAAGUUCUGGCAUCUCGUCUUCCUUCAUUAGAGACCACGAGUGAGGCUUGCCCUCAGCCACGGGGACUGGCAAAACCACCGGGCACACCGUCUCCAGCGUCUGGGGGGGGGGGCGUGCCCACGGCCUUAGCGCCGACCCAGCCCAGAGCUGUGUUCCCUCCGCCGUGGCCUAACACCCUCAGACUCCGUUCCCACGCAGAAUUCCCAGGGUCCCCUGUGUGAAUUAGCGCAAUCUUGCAAUUAUCGGGGCGGGCGCAUAUGCUAUUUCCUCCAGGAUUAGACAUGGUACCCGCCCCCUCCCCCAGGAUGCUGAGAUCAGACCCCAUUUAUGGGUCUAGAGUCCCUGGGUGAGGGAGGGGGUCAUGGAGGUUGAAGAGAAUGAGCAUCCUUCUUUCUGGGCCCCUGACCCCCAUGAGGCUCUCAGGGUUGAUGAUGAAAACAAGGCUCGUCUCCUCCCACACGAAGAUGGGCUGCACCCCUGGAAAGGGGCUCGGGGACUUGGGGUUCAAAGUUCUCAGCUUCAUCUGAGCCCCCUUCCUACUUCCAGGGUCGCAUCCCUUCGCAAUCAGCGCCCUGAUUUCUCACAAGAAAGUUGACGUGUCUGUAAAUGCGACCAACUUUGUAAUUACACGGCUCACGGGAUUACCCGUCACGUUUGACAUUUAGCAGCACUGGCCCGUGCUCGUAACCGCGUCCUCUCAGGGCCGCCAUGGAGCCCCCUGACUCCCGGGCUAUGACCUGAGCUGGUCAUUUUCUUCCUGUGUGUGCUCCAGGACACUCAGGAGAGCCCACCCCCUGCCACAGUCCCUGCGGCCACCAUCACUGCAGGAACGGCCACGCGCCACAGCGCCUGGGCUCCCACGCCCCCUGAUUCAGUGGGUGCGUCACAACCACCACGGUGACCGCUCCAUCACCAUCAGUCGUGAAGCCCCUGCACACCGCAAGUCUCCCUUCCCGACGAGCCUGGCCGUGCAGACAGGCCCAAGGACACGACCGAGCCAGGCCCCAGAUCUGUCUUUGUGGGUCUGGUGGCAGGGACCACUCUUGGUACCAAUUUACGUAUCAGUCAGGGUCCACUCGAGACGGAAACCACACCAGUGAUCGCAAUGGCGAGGGUUUAAUAUAAAGCAUCGCUAAUUAGCUAAGAAGGUGGCAGUUAUGUAACGGGCAGAACCCUAGGGACCGUGGAAGCAGCAACCACAGAGUUCAAGACGGACGAGCAGCCUCUCCGAACAGGCUGCCGUCUGUCACCCACAACCCCCGCUGGGUGACCGAGCUCCCCUGUGCGUGCCCCGUGCCCCGUGUGCUAUUUGCCGACCACACCUUUGCGCCUGGCACAGACCAUCCGUUCUCUCAGACUCUGUGACGGCUCUUCUAGGUGAGGGGACUGGCUUGGUGGCUCAGUGACAGAGACCAGGGGCAGUCAGAAGCCAGCCCCUUCCCUCCUGUGCGGGGGACCCAAGGCCUGUUGUCAGGAAGCAGCUGUCAGGGAGGGUGUGGGGGUGCUCCCACAGGCCGGGCUCUCACCGGAGCUUUGUGAGUGCUCCGGGAAUGUCCUCAACUUCCUCCAGCCCGAUUGUCUUCUCUGAGCAGGGCGCCUCGCGCCUGUCCACAGCACGGGUGGGCAGACCCGCGGGGAGAUCCGAUCCCUGCCCUGCAGAGGCCCAGAGACACCUGCCAGGUGGGGCCGGGCUUCGUGCAGAGGACAGGAACCGCCCCAGACGAUCCUGCCCGAGAGCAGGGGUGGCGACAGUCAAGGGCAGGUCUUAGACCUGCCCUCGUCCCAGGGCCGAUGAGGGAGGUGGUGCCCACCCCCCCCCCCAUGGGAGCCUGGGUCUCCAACCCCCCAUCUCCCAUCGUUUGCCCAAGAUGCAGGCAGGGGUGAGCAGGGAGCCCCCACUGACCCCCGAGCUCACCUAGGAAAAAGGCUUAAAUCCACCCUCCAGACUGUCCUGGGCACGAUAAGAUGGGGGCUGGGACUCUGCACCCAGGACCUGGCCGGGCUGGGGGUCUGUAGCUCCCUGCCCUGUGGAGCCAUGGCUUCCCUUGGCUGCCAGGUACCCGAGCACCGCCUUGCCAGCCCUGCCAGAUGGUGUCGGCCUCAGCACCACGCCCCGCUGUCCCCUGGCUCAUAGCUUCUGGACAGCUGCAGACAGAACCCAUGAACCGGCAGCUUGGGUGGGAACGGCGGGCUGGGCUCCGGCCAGCAGCCAGCGUCUGCAUCCCGGCGGCCUUGGUGGCGGGGUAAGAGGUGGUACUCUGGCUGGACCGUGUCACCUGUGGGGUCCCCAGGGCCGUCAUGCUCUGGGAAGGAGCUUCGAGCUGGCCGAGCUGGCCCCCGGCCCGCCUCAAGGCCCCCGGGAUGGGCAGUCCCCCGGCGGCUCACUCCCCUGACCUUGACCUCGUGCCCUUCCAGGCCAGCAGCCCAGGUGCCCCAGGCUGCCGGCUCCUCGCUCUGCCUGGGUUUCCGGCCUUCAGAUGGGGUGGGUGCCGGGAGACAGACCAGACAGGGGGGUGAGGAGAGCCUCGCCCGGGCAGUGGGGGUGGGGUCAGCUA